This is a messenger RNA of Conger conger (European conger), 3353 nucleotides long. It is a transcript of the gene igdcc4, whose product is annotated as immunoglobulin superfamily, DCC subclass, member 4. The transcript is spliced from 18 exons. Bases 391 to 3330 code for a protein of 979 amino acids. NCBI's taxonomy places the organism in Eukaryota, Metazoa, Chordata, Actinopteri, Anguilliformes, Congridae. Gene Ontology annotation, biological process: cell-cell adhesion. Gene Ontology annotation, molecular function: protein binding. The record is from RefSeq and is a predicted model, not a curated record.
GGGAGGGAGAGCGUAACUCAGGGCAGGCCCUGCCUUCCUCUGUGACCCGUCCCCAAUCUCACAGGGGCACCGCCGUUCACCCUUGCCCUCACACAGACGCAGGGUAGCAGGUCUUUUUCACCUUAAAAUCGGCAGUCGGUUCGGAGAGAGAAAGCAGGCGAAGGCAGGGUCAUCUCCCUCCCGAACGGCGUUCUGCAGAUCCUGGGGGUGCGGGGCGAGGAUGCGGGGGCUUACCGCUGCGUGGCGUCCAGCUCCGCCCAGAAGCGCUUCAGCCAGGAAGCUGAGCUCACCGUCACCGCAGGCCCGCGCCCUGCCCUGGAGGAGGUGGUGAUCGUGGUGCCGCCCCAGAACACGACGGUGCUGUCGGGACGGCCCGUGGUGUUCGAGUGCAUGGCACAGGGGCAGCCCAAACCCCUGGUGUCGUGGAGCAGACAAGACGGGAGGCCCAUCGCCACGGACGUGGUCGUCCUGGCGACGAAUCUGCUGAUCCCGGACACGGGACGCCAACACGCGGGCGUCUACGUCUGUCGCGCCAACAAGCCCAGGACCAGGGAGUUUGUCAUCGCCACCGCCGAACUGCGUGUGCUGGCCCCCCCGGUGAUCCUGCAGCCCCCGGAGACCGUGUCCCUGUCGCGGGGCAACACGGCGCGCUUCGUGUGCAACAGCUCGGGCGAGCCCCCGCCCGCCCUGCGCUGGCUGCGGAACGGCCGGCCGGUGCUGUCCAACGGGCGGGUGAAGACCCAGAGCCCCGGCGUGCUCCUCAUCAACCAGCUGGGCCUGGAGGACGCCGGGUACUACCAGUGCGUCUCCGCCAACCCGCUGGGCACGGCCUGCGCCACGGCCCGGCUCUCCGUCAUCGUGCGCGAGGGCCUGCCCAGCCCGCCCCGGCACCUCCAGGCCCGGCCCGACUCCAGCACCAGCGCCCUGCUGGCCUGGGAGAGGCCCGAGCUCAACAGCGACCAGAUCAUCGGCUUCUCCGUGCACUACCAGCGCGCGGCCGGGUCGAACAACAUGGAGUACCAGUUCGCGGUGAACAACGACACCACAGAGUUCCACGUGAAGGAGCUGCAGCCACACACGGCCUACACCUUCUACGUGGUGGCCUACUCGCCCAUGGGGGCCAGCCGCCCGUCACCGCCCGUCACCGUGGAGAUGCUGGAGGACGUCCCCAGCGCCUCCCCCCAGCUGUCCGUCUUCAGCACCUCCUCCACGGACGUGCGCCUGAUGUGGCCCCCACUUUCCUCCCAGCUCAGCCGCGGCGACAUCACCCGCUACCGCAUCGACUACUGCGCCCUGGAGCAGGAGGACAACGGGACGUCAGUGGAGGUGGGGGGUGCUGAGACUCAGAUCACCCUGCGAGGCCUGCACCCAAACCAGCUGUACCGCCUGCGCAUCACCGCCGGGACCCGGGCAGGCUUCGGGACGCCCUCCGACUGGACCCUGCACCGCACCCCCGCCCAGAUCAACCACACCAUGGUGCUCUUCGCUCCCACCGAGCUGAAGGUGCGGGCCAAAAUGCACUCCCUGCACGUCUCGUGGCAGACGCCGCCCAACAACACGCAGAUCUCCGGCUACAAGCUGCGCUGCCGGGAGGCGGAGCUCCAGGAGCCGGCCAAUGAGGAGGGCCCCGAAGGCGAGCGCGAGAAGGGGCCGGCGGCCGAGCCCGUCAAGCUGAGGAAGAAGAGCAAGCACCACGAGGUCACUGGCCUGGCCCCAGACCGUCUGUACGAGGUGAGGGUGUGGGCCUACAACAAGCAGACGGACGGCUACGCGGCGGUGUGGAAAGGGCGGACGGAGAAGGCUCCCCUCACAGGAGUCCCCCCGCAGGGCUUCCUGCCCCCCAUGCCCCCCAGCAUCGUGCAGGCCUCGGCCAACAGCUCCACGUCCAUCUGGCUGCGCUGGGAGAAGCCUCGCUCCAGCAACGUGCGCAUCGUCAAGUACACGGUGCGCUGCAGUCCUGCUGGCCUGCGCAACGCCUCGCUGGUCUCCUACUACACCAGCUCUGCCCAGGAGAUCCUGCUGGGGGCGCUAAAGCCCUUCACUCGGUAUGAGCUGGCGGUGCAGUCUAACGGGCUGGAGGUGGACGGACCCUUCAGCAACACCGUGGAGCAGUCCACCUUCUCCGACCGCCCCUCCACUCCCCCAGACGAGCUCCAGGUCAGCGCCCUGGACUCCAGCGCCGUGCUGGUCAGCUGGCACCCCCCGCCGGAGUCCAACGGCAUCAUCGUGGAGUACAGGAUCCUGUACAGUGCCAACGGCAGCCUGCCCGACCAGCAGUGGAGCUCUCUGUCCUGCCAUGGGAGCAUCACCAGCGCAGAGGUGCAGGGCUUGCAGAGCAACGCAUACUACUUCUUCAAAAUAGGGGCUUAUACCUCCGUGGGGGCAGGGCCCUUUUCCGCCGUGAAGGAUGUUCACACGCCCCCGGAACGAUACGAGCUGAACGUGCACUCGAUGACGGGCAUCAUCGUGGGAGUCUGCCUGGGGCUGCUCUGCAUCCUCCUCUGUAUGUGCAUCAGCUUCCGCAGCGGCAAGGCCAGGGAUGUUUCUGGAGGGCUGGACCCCUCCGCCCUGCCGCCCCAGUACCGGCGAGGCCGCCCGGCCCCCGUCGCGGCCCCGGAGUGCAGGGACUGCCACGAGCUGGAGACCCUGAUGUCCCCGGGGGCCCAGGACCCCGCCCCGCCACUGGCCGAGGUGACGGAGGAGCACAGCCUCAUAGGGCCCGGGGGCCUCGGUGACGACGGCCUGGCGCUGGAGGCCAAGCCUGUUUGGAACGGGUCGGUCAGCCGCAACUGGGCCAACCGCAUCACCAGGUACCGGGACACCGUCACGGAGGAUUCCCCUGCCCUUAGCAACGGGGCCCUGAGUCCUGGGGCCAGACUGCCCAGUGAUGGGCCCCUGGAGACCCCGACCACCGAAUCCAGCAUGACGGAGGCAGAGGACCGGCUGUACUCGUCCCUGUGCAGUAACCAGGUGGAGGCGGACGUCAUCGUGCACUCAGAGCUCUCCGACUCGGAGGGGGAGAGCGAGGCUGACGACCCGGGAGACGACCCCCAGGAGCCCCGCCCGUCUAGCCCCGGCCUCGGACCGCCGGCCAAUCACAACGGGCCGCAGCAGGAGAGCGGGGCGGACAGGUGGACGGCGCAGGGGGCGGGGCUCACGAACGGCUUCCACGCGCACGCGGCCCUGGAGAACGGGGACUCCUUCCAGCCGGGGAGUCGGCACUCACGCCCCGCCAAGGGGCUCCAGGAGCUGCCCACUCCCCCGGCCGCGUUCGCCAGCGCGGGACUCGUUCACUCUGCCUCGGCCGCGCACAGCUACCUGUGCCCCUGACCGCCGUCAGAGCGAUAGACUAC